AUGACGGAAUCAAUUGGUACAGGAACAACUGAAUUAACGUUGCCACCAACUACAACUGUAUUAACAAGCACCGAUUUAAUUUCUAAUCAUUUGCCGGACUCUAGUAGCUACUUCUUGUUUACAACUACUGCCAUGACUGAUAUGACAACAACCAUAGAAACUAUCACAACUACACCAACUUCGACUAGCAGCAUAAUAACUCGCAUAGCCACAGUCGUCAGCACUAGUAGGAGCAGUGGUACACACAGCACAUCAACUCAAUUAGCCACCACAACUAGUUGCUAUCUUGAUAUUCUUCCUGGAUAUAUUGUAUGUCUUAAUUAG
Rotaria sp. Silwood2 is the source of this 324-nucleotide messenger RNA. Lineage: Eukaryota; Metazoa; Rotifera; Eurotatoria; Philodinida; Philodinidae. The record is from the annotation of a GenBank genome assembly.